GACUCAUAACAGCUUUGUCAGAGUAAACUGGGUUUGUCUUCGGAAGUGGAUCCUCUGGUGAUGUCCUGACCUGGGUGUUUCCUGGACUCUGUGAGCCAGCAUUGGUUGGAGCUGCAUAGCUUGUACCAUGGACUCUCAGGUCAGCAACGGCUCAGGCCUGGAGGCUGAGCACAUCACAAACCUGCUGGUGUUCGGCUUCCUCCAAAGCUCCAAGUCCAAUUUCCAGCAAGAACUCAAGGCGCUGGGUCACGACUUGUCCGUGCCAGUGUACCUGGAUUCAGACCUCGAGGACGAGCUGCAGACCGAUGGCAGCCGGGCCAGCCGCUCCUACCCGGGAAGAAUACAGCCAGAUUCUGUGAGCCAGGAAGAAAUCAUCCAGAGCAUUGCCCAUCACCUCGCCCAAGUAGGCGAUGAGAUGGACCACAGCAUCCAGCCCACACUGGUGAGAAAUCUGGUGGCACAGUUCAUGAACGUCAGCCUGUCGGAGGAAGACAGACGGAACUGCCUGGCCAAAGCCCUCGAUGAGGUGAAGACGGCAUUCCCUAGAGACAUGGAGAAUGAAAAGGGCAUGCUGAUAAUGACCUUGCUACUGGCCAAAAACGUGGCCACUCAUUCGCCGUCCUUGCUCCGUGAUGUCUUCCAAACGACAGUGAACUUUAUUAACCAGAAUUUACUCACCUAUGUGAGGAACUUGCUUAGAAAUGAGAUGGACUGAAGGAGGCCUGCAGAAGCAUGACUGGCUGAGACCCAACGUGGUAAAAACGGUGAAGCCGCCUCCACAGGAAUGCGGCCACGUAAACACACGCUGGAGUGAAGACAGCGCCCAGAUAAUGGCUGUCUCCCUAUUUUCAGGACAAUGUUUUGAGCUGGUGACUUAAGUUUUCUACACUGAGCUAGUCUAAUGAAGAUGCCAGUGUGCGUGUAUCUGAAGGGCUUGUGGCAGCUCCUGCAUCCAUCCCUUGUACCUCUAUCUGAUCAGCUGUACAGGUUCCCACUUGGAAAUUAAACAUAAAGCAGGCUGUAAGGCAGAAAAACUUACUUGUAAUGUGAAGUUACUGUUCACGAGAGGCUAGCUUUGGGACGCUGUCUUCACCAUGCAGGCGGGCUUCUGUUUCAGAACAGUGCUAGGAGUGAGAAUUCCACCCAGUGCUCAGAAGGCCGCAGCCUCCUUUGUAAAAGCCGAAUGGCAAUGAGGUUUGAGACUGUGUUCUGUUCUUAAAACCAUGGGAAGCACUGACCACUCACCCCAUCCACCCACCCACAAGGGUUUGCUAAAGAUCUCUAUCCCAGUGCGAACAGUUAUGCACACCAUCUGUGUGAUGUCAGUCAUUACAAACAGGUUCUCGCUAGGGAACACAGCUACACAAGCAACAGCUGCAGUAGCAGGCUCAACCAGAAUGAAUAGGAGAUCUGAAAGAGCCAGUAAUCCAAACAGUCCCAUUGUCACAUGCAGGCACACACACACACACACACACACACACACACACACACACUCACUGAGCAUGCAAUAGAGUGGGCCACCAUCUCAGUCAAGUUCACAGAGAUAACCUCCAGUCACAUCUGAUGUCUGAUAUACUUCCUGGGAGGCAAAGCAAAAUUGUGCCCUUUUCCCCAUGCCAACACUCUAGAAAGAUUCUAUGUAUCAAAGCCAAAUGUCCCCUCUCUGCUUUUGUAUUUGGGAGACAAGGUCUCACUGUGUAUCCUCAAAUGCAGGGUGAUUCUCCUGCUAACUUCCUAAUGCUGGGAUUGCAGGCAUGAGCCACCACUACUUGCUAAGCAUCCCAAUGUUUAAUCCACUCCAGCCAUGACAGUUUGCUGUAUCGUGGAAAUGGGUAAAUUUUUCUUUAGACAUGAUCCUUGUGUGGGUAUAAUUGAUGGAUGAUUUUAAUUCAGAAAUAUUUUUCAUUCUGUUCUAAAAAUAUGUGAAUUGGUUUAAGUGAUAGAAAUUUGUUUCUUCAAAAUAAAGGCUUUCCUCUCUAAAA
Molecule: messenger RNA, 1982 nt
Organism: Phodopus roborovskii (desert hamster)
Lineage: Eukaryota; Metazoa; Chordata; Mammalia; Rodentia; Cricetidae
Gene: Bid
Product: BH3 interacting domain death agonist
Exons: 6
Coding region: 128-715 (195 amino acids)
Biological process (GO): positive regulation of intrinsic apoptotic signaling pathway; apoptotic mitochondrial changes; positive regulation of extrinsic apoptotic signaling pathway
Cellular component (GO): cytoplasm; cytosol; mitochondrion
Source: RefSeq, a predicted model, not a curated record